Cydia amplana is the source of this 3827-nucleotide messenger RNA. RefSeq lists its product as uncharacterized. Bases 156 to 3695 code for a protein of 1179 amino acids. The transcript has 29 exons. Gene Ontology annotation, biological process: negative regulation of cell population proliferation. NCBI's taxonomy places the organism in Eukaryota, Metazoa, Arthropoda, Insecta, Lepidoptera, Tortricidae. The record is from RefSeq and is a predicted model, not a curated record. Gene Ontology annotation, molecular function: tubulin binding. Gene Ontology annotation, cellular component: cytoplasm; cilium.
GUCCACUUUUAUACCAAUUUUCCUGGAAAUCAAGGCCUUGGGGUAUAUGCUCGUGCUGGCAGGAGAACUUGGCUUCAGGGUAUGUUCUGGAGGAGCGAGAGGAAACAAGCGGCCAGUUGUGUCCUGGAGCACUAGCUGCUAAGGAGGCUGGAGAGAUGCUAGCAGACCCUAGCUCGGAGGAAGACACUCGCCGGGUACGACUGGAGCCGGACAAGGCCAGCGUGCGCGAGCGCAGCGCAUGCGCAGUGCGAGUUCACGUGCCCGACACCGGCGCGCAGCUAGGGACACACCGCACUGUGCUGCAAUUAAUUUUGGAGAACAUACCAAUAGAAAGCUUCAAGGUCAAAUGGCAACCGAAUAUCGUAUGCACAAGAAUAGUGGAUGAAGUUGGCCCUGAUGGAAAAGUCUGGACCCGCACAGUUUGCGAUAUCGUGCAAGCUCAAGUAGAGGUCUGGUGGAACAUCGUACCUGUUCGUUUCGCGUUAGACCCGCUCGUGCUGCCUCUCAUUCAUUCAAGAAGGGUGAAAGCUGUUCCAGUCUCGUUUUGCGCAACGCAACUGUACGGAGUGGAUGACAUCUCCACACUUUGGCACUCUUCAGCUCCCAUGGUGCUGCCACCUGGCAUGGAACUCUCUCCUGUUAAUAGCGUUGGAGCUAAAUUGGUAGUGCCACUGCCGUUGCUGCCCAACGAGUAUCCUGAAGAUGAUAUGAUAACAUUGAAAACAGGAACGGACGAGUGGUCUGUGAGCUGCAAGGUGACCCGCGCAUGCGCAACAAGACACCCAGGUUUAGCUCCAGCGCGCCAUUGGCUGGGCGUUGUCGUGCCUGGAGCCAAGAUUUGUGCCAAAAUGGAGAUCUUCAACGAUACCCACCAGGAUAUCUGCUGGUGGGCGACUCCGUACCGCUGGACGGGCGAGAACCCGCCGAGCAAAGCAUGCGCGCGCGCCGAUCGUACAAGCACAUGCGAUGUGUGUCUCGAACGCGCUUGCACUUGCUCUCUGCUCAGACCUAGCAGAGGAAGCUUGGCUCACAACAAGCGCUCCAGGAUCGAAUACCACGUCCAUGCGCCUAUGACGGACCGCAUCGUAGCCACACUGGUGAAAGUGACCCGCACAGCUCCUGACACGGCAAGAAUACCGGGCGCCCCGGGCUGCAAUUCAAGGGCCACCUUGCUGGCUUACCGGGUCGUGGCGCCCCGUCUGGUGUUAGAAGUAUUUCCUUGCGGUGGCGACAAGAAGGGCGAUUGCGAAGCGUGCGACCUGGACCCUGGCGUGAAUAUCCAAGGAUGUGCCUUGUUGCGACCCAGCCGUGUAUUGACUCCUUGCUGCUGCUCAUGCUACAAGCUGCGGAUAACUAAUACUACACCCAUAGCAACCACUGUACGUUGGGAGACACCCCUUGAAGGCGAAGAAUUUCUCAAAGUGAAGUUUAUACCAAACGAUUUCGAAAUCGGAAGUUACAAUGAUAAACUAAUAUCGGUAAUUUUGGAGCCUCGACGAGUGUGCAGGCGCAGAUUAUUCGUGUUAAGAGCGAAAGUCGCGUAUGCGUACAAGCCGCUUUAUCUUCUCAUCGACACUGCUAUAGAUGGUGUUCGAAUAAUCUGCGAAGUGCCUCUGGGUGGAGGUGAGAGGAACGAUUCCGUCAUUGCUCUUCGCGGAAUACAGAAGGAGACAUAUCCAUGGGACAACACCAACAAACCCACUACACCGGACGAGUGUUUUGAGGCCGAAGACCACAAGAGAGCCAUAGUGCAAGAAAACAUAUGCCACUGUAAAUUUGAGUUGAAGUAUAUUCCACCGGUAAAAUCUCUUCAACCGCCGUCGUUCGAACCCUCUUCUACAGAAAUACCCAUAGUGACUUCACCUCCAUCGUUGAAGAGAAUUUGCGAGUGCUUCGGCAAGAUAAAACCAAUAGUCCCGGCUCAUGAAGAACCCUGCUGCUUACAGUUCAAAAGCAUUCCUAUAAAAACAGUGAGAUCUCGCAGGCUGAUUCUUCGCAAUGAUGGCAAGGUGACGGCACGAUGGCGGAUGGUGGUCAGACGCUGGCCACGCCAGAAAAAUCGAGUGGCCACUAUAGAUGCAUUAACUAUUGGAGGCGACCUAUGGGCGGGAGACGUGCGUGAGCCGGGCGUUGCGAUUCAGUGUACCCCGGCCAAAGGAAUCUGCAUGGUCGGUCAGAGCGUGGACAUACUUGUGCAAGUGUACGCGGACUGUUGGGGGUUAUACUAUAACCAGAUCAUGCUGAUGGUGGACCACGUAGAACCCAUCGUUGUGGACGUGUGGAUUGAGGUAGUUGGGCCGGUACUGCAGUUUGCGGCUCACUGUACGGUGCAGGAAUUUGAAUCUACUAUGUGGUUGUCAACAUCGGAUCCACAGCGCACGCUACGAGUGAAAAACACAUCGCGUUCUCAGCUUACCAUACAUACUUACACACUUUUAGAACAUGAACACGUUCAAUACACUUUGCCCUUCCGACUGUACAUGCGGUUCACGGAUAAUUUGAAGCCCAUCUGUCCUUGUUCCAAAAAUCCUUCUAGCGAUUCUUUGGCCACUAAUGAGGAAUCUUCCACGUUUUCGGACAAAAUGUAUACUGGUAUUGAGUUGUACCUAGGAGAAGAUCACGGCCUACAGGACGAGGAAUAUUAUAAGGUUGGACCACAGGUUUGUUCAGUAGCGCCAGGUGAAUGGAAGGAGUGGCGCGUGAGUUUGAAUCCUUUGAUAGGGGGCGAGACUGCGUCGCCUGGAUUGGUGCUGAUGAGAACUAUUCCAGUUGACGACCGAGGGAACCAUUGGUUCCGCUGGGAGCCAGCACCAGCGCUGGUGGGCGUCCGACAAGCGCCGCGCGCGGCUGUCCUGCGUCUGUCGUGCAGGGAGGUGCGCGCGCAUAUGUGCGCACUGGAACUACAUUACAACGAAAUUGCUAGGGUUCGCAAGCGGUUCCGAAUGCGGAACAUCGGCACUGCUCCACUACUGGUGCAUUGUGUAACAGAGGCCCCGUGGCAGAUCGUCGUAAAUAAACAGCGCAACGAUUGUGAAUGUGGCUGCGAACAUGAGCUGGGUGAACGGCACGACGAUAUCGAGCUGAUGGUGGAACCCUGGAGCUCGACUUCGAUGUGCGUAGAGGUCGCGGUGGAUACCGCAGAAAUGUGGCCGAUUGUGGAAGAGGCACAUGGCGUCGAUAAGAAGUGCAUACUCUCGAGCUACCCUCCGAAACGUGAGGUCACCGGUCAGGUGGUGUUCUCCGGCGAGGAAGGGGUUUUGGAGACGUUGCCACUGAUACUAGAUGUGGACUUUCCCUGCCUGUCUCUCGAACCAGAAGCGAUUGAUUUUGGAUUCGUCACUCACGGAGACACACGGAAGACAUACUUUUCAGUUUGGCAUUCAAGCCUAAGCGCGACCAUUACACUAGGUGUGACGUGGCACGGAAGUGCGAGGCUGAGGCUCUAUCCUCGCCACUUGCGCGUCGCCCCGGGGAAGCGCGAGCGUGUCUACCUCCAGUACACUGCUGCAUGGACAGGUGCCCCAGUACCAAUAGAAGGCUGCGUCCGUAUAGCGGCAGCUGCCGGCGCCGGCGCGUGGUGCCGCGGCGCGCUGUACGUGCGCGCUCAGCCCGCUCGCGACGCCAAGUUUAGCCAAGAGGUGCACGACCACACGGAUCAGUGGACCCUGUGGCCCCCGUCACUGCCUCGGCUGUGAGAUCGUGGUUUUUGCGAAGAUCUUGAACGAACACAGUGGAAAAUUAAAAAUAAAGCUUCGUUGAAAUCAGAUUUCAAUUUUUUUAACUUUAUUGUCCUAUAUUUUAUAAAAUGUUUCAAUAAACAUUGCCAU